AUGUCCCAAACCUACCAGACCCACCUCGAGUUCCUCAACCGCUCGGCCGCCAAAGCUACGGCAUCGGCCUGGAACCCUCCACCACCACCAGCGAAUCCUGUUGUAUCAGGUCUACCGCUGAAGUACCUCUCCAGCGUUGUGUCCAACGCCGGUCUUGUGGCGCAGACUCUGUACCAGAAUGGUGGCUUUACCAGUCUUAGAGACCGGCCCGAGCUGGAUGGUGUAGAGCCUCGAUAUGAUCCCCUGGUCAUACGCACCGGGUCGGCCUCAAUAUUCCGAAGUAUACUGGACUAUCACGAUGCAUACAAGUCCGGCUCCCUCACUCCCACGGACGUUGCGAAAGCUCUACUGCCUCAAGUUCGAAAGGAAGGGACCUCGUCCGGCAGACAUUCAACUGCCUUCAUCCAAGUUCGAGAAGCCAGAACCCUUGCAGCCGCGGCGGCGAGUACGCAGCGCUAUCAAAAUGGCAAGUAUCUCAGUCCGCUUGACGGCGUGCCCGUGGCAGUCAAAGAUGAAGUAGACGUAGCGGGCUACACCAAAUGCUUCGGCUCCGCCAUGGACUUUACGCGAGAAGACGGCGCGACGAGUUAUUGCGUGCAACGAUGGCUGGACGCUGGCGCCAUACUGGUGGGUAAGACAAACAUGCACGAGAUGGGUGUCGAUACGACGAACUGUAAUGUCGUCCAUGGCACACCCCUGAAUCCGUACAACGAGAAGUAUUACUGUGGUGGCAGUUCGGGUGGCAGUGCUUAUGCCGUUGGCGCAGGUCUCGUGCCUCUGGCGGAAGGUAAUGAUGAAGGAGGCAGCAUUCGCAUACCUGCGGCGUACUGUGGUGUCUAUGGAUUGAAACCUUCCCAUGGGAGGGUGAGUAGCAGGCCGAGCAAGGAACUUGCGUCCACGACUGGUGUUGCGGGCCCGAUUGCUGCGAACAUGUGUGAUCUCGAACUGGGCUAUCGAAUUAUGGCGCAGCCGGACAGUUUAAAUCAUAAGUCAAGACUGUUUGCUCCGCCGAGCUCUCCCACUGCGAAAAAUCCAAAGAGGAGAAAGGUGCUGGGCAUCUAUAAGCCAUGGUUCGAUCGCGCGGAUCCUGGGGUGGAAGCGAGCUGUCAAAACGCCAUCGAGUUCCUCACGUCCAAACUCGGCUACGAGACGGUGGACAUCACCAUCCCAUUGGUACCAGAAGGGCAAAUAGCACAUGCUCUAACCAUUCUCUCCGAGCUCGCCAGCGGCGUCACUGCUUCCUCAAUCUGGAAGCUUCAACCCGCCACCAAGAUCCUCUUCAGCGUCGGCCGCCGCACCACAGCGAUCGACUUCCUACAAGCCCAACGCGUUCGCCAGAUCAUCAUGCAACACCUGUCCUACCUCUUCACCACUCACCCAUCCCUCAUCAUCAUAACGCCCACAACUCCCAACGCCGGCUGGCCCAUCGGAGUCAAUGACCUCGCCUACGGCGCAAGCAACGCGAACAUGUCAGUCAGGAGCAUGGAGUAUGUCUGGAUGGCCAACUUCAGCGGAUGUCCGGCGUUGACAGCUCCGGUGGGGUUCGUGGAGGCAAAGCAGGGCAAGGGCAAGGUGCCAAUUGGGCUGAUGGGAAUGGGAGAGUGGCGUAGUGAGGAUGAGUUGAUUGCAUUUGGAUAUGAUUGUGAGAGCUUUGUGAAGGAGGGUUUGGAGGGUGGGAGGGUGAGGCCGGAGAAUUGGAUGGACGUUUUGGAGGCGGCAAUGGGAGGGAAGGCGGGAGCUGCGUGA
Molecule: messenger RNA, 1746 nt
Organism: Zymoseptoria tritici IPO323
Lineage: Eukaryota; Fungi; Ascomycota; Dothideomycetes; Mycosphaerellales; Mycosphaerellaceae
Product: amidase signature enzyme
Exons: 4
Coding region: 1-1746 (581 amino acids)
Molecular function (GO): catalytic activity
Source: RefSeq, a predicted model, not a curated record